CUCGGCCCGGAGCGUCCGGGGUCGUGCCCGGGGCCCGGGAGGGGCGGGCGGCCGCGCCCGGGGCGGAUAAAAGGGCGGCGCGGCGCGGGGCCCGCUUUCUCCGCGCCGGGCCCGCAAAGCGCCGCUCGCCGGCCGGCACCGGACGCCGGAGCCGGGCGCGGGAGGCACCGCCGGGCAGCGGCAUGGCGGGGGUGGCGUGCGCGCCGGCCAGGCCGAGCCUGACCUCCAUCUCGUCGGGGGAGCUGCGCAGCCUGUGGACGUGCGACUGCGAGCUGGCCCUGCUGCCGCUGGCACAGCUGCUGCGCCUGCAGCCCGGCGCCUUCCAGCUGCGCGGCGACCAGCUCGUGGUGCCCGGCCCCGGGGGGCCCGCGGCGGCGGCGGCGGCGGCGCGCGGGGGCUUCAACGUCUUCGGCGACGGCCGCGUGCGCCUCGACGGGCAGCCUUACCGCCUCAGCAGCUACAUCAAGAGGUAUGUGGAACUGACCAACUACUGCGAUUAUAAAGACUACAGGGAAACUAUAUUGAGCAAGCCAAUGCUGUUCUUUGUUAACGUACAGACCAAAAAAGACACCUCAAAAGAAAGAACGUACGCGUUUCUCGUGAACACAAGGCACCCCAAGAUAAGAAGACAGAUAGAGCAUGGAAUGGACAUGGUCAUUUCCUCAGUGAUCGGGGAAAGCUACCGGCUUCAGUUUGAUUUUCAAGAGGCGGUACAAAAUUUUUUCCCUCCAGGAAACAAGGUGGUUAAUGGAGAACAUUUGAGCUUUGCGUAUGAAUUCAAAGCUGAUGCAUUAUUUGAUUUCUUCUAUUGGUUUGGGCUCAGCAAUUCUACUGUAAAGGUAGAAGGAAAAGUUCUGAAUUUGUCAAGCACAAGUCCAGAAAAGAAGGAGACAAUUAAAUUAUUUCUGGAAAAAAUGAGUGAACCUUUAAUCCGAAGGAGCAGUUUCUCUGACCGAAAAUUCAGUGUAACUUCCAGAGGUUCAAUAGAUGACGUUUUCAACUGCAGUCUGUCACCCAGAUCAUCUCUGACGGAGGUUCUUUUGGCAGAAUUGCCAUUUCCAAGUGUUCUGGAAUCGGAAGAGACACCCAAUCAAUUUAUCUGAUUGAUUGAACACUUUGUGGUCCCUGCUACCUGCCAGGCCUGUGCCAAGACAGAAGGCUGGGGGGAGGCAAGAGGUGGUGGGAGGCGGGCACUUCCCCCUGCUUGUCCGUCCCUGUGCUCCCUCGGGAGGCUCCUGUCUUCCGUUUCCCUGGGGAUGCCCUGGCCAGCCGAUGCAGCUGACUCCAGGAAGGGCGGGCUUUGGCCCAGUGGCCCGGAGGGCUAUCUUCCCCUUUGAACACUUCUCCAAAGAGGCAGAGGGAGCACCCUGAAUGCUUUGCUUAGAACCCCAGCAUCCUGGGAGCUCCCCAGGCAGCCUUUGAGGGGCCAGUCUGACUUGGGCGUUGACUGUGGAUACUGCAUAAAUCAGCGGUCCUCUGCUCGGGAUCUCCUCCUCGUCUGAACCCAACCCCAGCAAGUGGAUGGUUAGCAGUGCUAUCUUCUUGCAAACGUGGCUGGACAAAAAGCCUAGGACACCUUUCACUGGAAGACAAGUAUGUUUCCCAUCCUUAGGAGAAACAUUCUGGGGAGGGGUCACUGGAGGAUUGGCCAGGUCGAGAGGACGGUAACCUGCCACCCGCUGCCUGAAACUUGAGCUCCCUUGGCCUCUUUCUCUCAUCAAAAUGAUGUAGAAAGAGGCCGAUAACGCGGAACCAAAUAGUGACGGGGGAAGGAUAACGUACUUGGCAGUGUCUUCUGGUGAAAGCGGGUUAUGUCAGUUGGGUGUUUUAAACAAGCUUUUAGCAACCCUAACACUAAAAGCAAAAAAGAAGGAAGCUGUAACAUUACCAUAAUACAUUGUUACAUCAGUACAUUUUUCAUCUCCUAGCUACAAUGGAGUUCUUCAAAAAGAAAAAAAAUUCCUAUUUACAUAUAAAACCUGCAUUGAAGGAAUCGCUACAUAUGCUUAUAAAGAGGAAGAUUUAUGGGUCCUUAGUAUAAUUUUUCUAUUCUUUUUAAACAACUUCCUGUAUUAUACAUUUUGAUAGCACUCCUGAUUGUCCCUUCAUUUAUAUUUGAUAUGUUGGGUACUCUGUGCAAUUAAAACUUUUCUUAGCAUUCAA
Messenger RNA from Prionailurus viverrinus (fishing cat), 2163 nucleotides. It is a transcript of the gene MEDAG, whose product is annotated as mesenteric estrogen dependent adipogenesis. The transcript has 5 exons. The coding region runs from base 183 to 1103 and encodes 306 amino acids. NCBI's taxonomy places the organism in Eukaryota, Metazoa, Chordata, Mammalia, Carnivora, Felidae. Gene Ontology annotation, cellular component: cytoplasm. The record is from RefSeq and is a predicted model, not a curated record.